AUGUCACGACCACCAGAUGAUGAUGGUGGCUGGGGAUCGUUUUCCGUAGCUGUAGCUGAAGAGCUACCCCCACCCCCAAGACCACCAGAGCCUGCUCCACGUACACCUCCGGCCGCUUCUGGCUUUGAACUAUGGAAAUCUACAACGAAGAAGAAAAAGAAGGGCAAGAAAGGCGCAGCUGUAGUCGAAGAGCCACCGCUGUUUCGAGAGAUGUUGAAAACGAUUCCCAGUACAAUGUUCUUACCACCUUUUCCCGAGAUGCGCAGGACGCGAGCUUUUGAUGACUCGGAAGGCGACGGCUUGCACUUGAUUGAAGUUGGCGAGGGAACCGCGAAAGAAACACUGGUCACAGAGAGCUUCAUCAUCCGCUCUGCAGCCAAAGGUGUCAACGGCCUCACCUUCGGCGCAACCUUCACCUACCACUUCCCCACGCGCCACAUGUACGCCUUCAUCCACAUGUACGAAAUCCCUCCCUACAUCGACGUGAUUCCCUCCCUCGCUUCUUCCCUGUCCUCCCCGAACUCCACACCCUUCCUCAUCCCUCUCUUCCUCCUGCAUGUCGACGCAGAGCAGCGUUACAAGUUCAUCACCAACGCGCACGCCACGCUGUUCUCGCUGGAGAUUCAGGCUGGGGUCAGAGAGAGUGCAAAUGAUAGGGAAGAAACGGAUUUUACUGCGUUGAGUAAGGACCUUAGCUACUUCAUCGGUAACCUGAGCUUGGUUGACUGGGCAUGUAAGACCAUGACGAGGCAGCUCGAGUUUAUUGGGGAAGUAAAGAAGAGAUACCGUACGCAGGCGACCCUGAGCGGCCUUGGAGAGGAAGAAAUUGAAAAUACGACGCGAGUGAUGGAGGAUGGACUAGAUAGCUUGGGAUGCUUGAACAAGAGUAUUGAGGAGCAGACGGAGUGCUUGAGUCAGAGGGCGCAGGCGCUGAUACAAACGGUGUACAGCGGCAUCGCCCAGCGUGAUGCCGCACUCAGCCAACUCGCCGCCAACGCCGCCGCUCGCGACUCCGCCAUCAUGCGCGUUAUCGCCGUUUUAACCAUGUUCUUCCUCCCUGCGACUACCGUGGCUACCUUCUUCUCCACCUCCUUCUUCGACUUCCAAGUCACACGCCACGAGCAAGUCUACUCCUGGUGGCUGUGGCUAUACUGGGUGACUACAGUACUUCUGACUGUUGCUGUCAUGGCAGCGACGUUUUGGUGGUGGCGGAAGAAGGAGAGGGAGUUGCAUAUGGCACAGGUGUUUGAGGAUGAUGGUUCGAAUUCCACUGUGGGGUUACGUGAGAGGAUCGGCCAGAGGGUCAUGAGGUUCAAGGGGCUGAGGAGAAAUAUGAUUGAGAACAUGAGCGACGAUGGACGCUGA
Molecule: messenger RNA, 1365 nt
Organism: Didymosphaeria variabile
Lineage: Eukaryota; Fungi; Ascomycota; Dothideomycetes; Pleosporales; Didymosphaeriaceae
Exons: 4
Coding region: 1-1365 (454 amino acids)
Biological process (GO): transmembrane transport; metal ion transport
Cellular component (GO): membrane
Molecular function (GO): metal ion transmembrane transporter activity
Source: RefSeq, a predicted model, not a curated record